Molecule: messenger RNA, 789 nt
Organism: Lasiodiplodia theobromae
Lineage: Eukaryota; Fungi; Ascomycota; Dothideomycetes; Botryosphaeriales; Botryosphaeriaceae
Product: Pbsp domain-containing protein
Exons: 1
Coding region: 1-789 (262 amino acids)
Source: RefSeq, a predicted model, not a curated record
AUGCCUCUCCCUCCCGUCUACUUCCAGACCAUGACGCCCGUCCCUACUCCCGAGGCGAAGAAGCCCGUGCCGAAGCGCAAGCCUCUGCUGCGCCUGGAGGUGCGCGACCUCUCGCACGAGGGCACCCGGUCUUUCCUCGCCCACCUGGAUGCCUCACAGGUCCUCGAAGAAGCCGUCUCCAGCGUGUUGCAGCUGCUAUACUCGCCGCACGCCGACAUCCCGCCUGUCCGCUCCAUCACCCUCAUCCUGCGCUCCAUGGGUGGCGUUGCAUACACUACAGGAAAGGACAUAGACAGCGAUCACAAGGAAAUCCACUUCUCGCUUGAUUACAUAUCGCACAUAGCCAAGGACCGGAGAAAGGAGGAGAUGCUGGGUGUUCUACGGCACGAGAUGGUGCAUUGUUGGCAGUGGAACGGCCUGGGGACGGCACCGGGUGGCUUGAUUGAGGGCAUUGCGGACUACGUGCGCUUGAGAAGUGGCUUCGUGCCUCCGCACUGGAAGCAAGAAGCUGACGGGGACUGGGACGCCGGCUACCAACACACUGGCUAUUUCCUGGAUCAUUUGGAAAAGACCUACGGCCAUGGUAGCGUGAUGGCUAUCAAUGAGUCUCUACGGAGGAAAGAGUAUUGCGAAGAUACGUUUUGGAAAGACCUCUUCGGAAAAUCUGUCAAGCAUCUGUGGAAAGAGUACGGGCGCGCGCUGAAACGCGAUGACGACUGCAAAGACGAACAGAAGACAAGCCCAGAGACAACUCAGAAUAGCGAAGAUGCCCCAGCUGAAGCAACAUGA